AUGCAAGAUAGCAGGGAUCCUGCGUCCAGGAUCCUGGAGCGCAGGAGAACAGAACAGAGCUACGACGGCGCGACUGGUGCUGGCUCGCAGCGAGCCGAGGACCUGAUUCAAUGCAGCGACCAGCGCAAGAUAGCCGAACUACUGGCUCACCUGGCGCGCGUCUCCAAGACCGCGCGUAUCGCGGCCGGCGCCGGCAGCGGCGGCCCGCAGCGGGCUGAGGACCUGAUCCAGUGCAGCGACCAGACGGAACUGCUCGCUCCAAUGCUGGUCAAAGCUGCGCAACAGAGGGUUAUGUCUCCAGAUGACAAGGCGGCCAUAGAGCACUACCAAAAGCUGUUAGCUGAGUACGCGGAGUCUUUGGCCAACAUGCGGAAUUUGUGCGACCAGGCCGUGGAUCCUAUGGACUUCGUACAGACUGCAGGAGAGACUAUGCAGCGGUUGCGAGAGGACACUGCCCAGGAGGACGACCCACAAAAGUGUGCCUAUGCUUCUACAGCUAUAACUAAGUUAGCCAACCGGGUCAUCAACGUCAGUAUGUCGUCCAACGACGUCCGGAAAGACCCUGAACUACAGAAGUUACUGAAAGAAGCCAAAGAAAAGUUAAAAGCGACGGUACCGCCUCCAAACGCGCGCGCUAGCCGCGUUCCAGAUUGGAAAGUUACUACUGCUGAGAUUCUACGUACGACAGGCGAAGUGGAAUCCGUUUUAGGAGGUGAAAUGAUCUUCAACAAACAGCAAGGAGCGGAUCAGCCUAUAUUCGCGGCGGCUCGCGACUUGCACUCGGCGGUGCGCGGCUGGUCGGCGCGCGACAACGACAUCGUGGCCGUGGCCAAGCGCAUGGCCGUGCUCAUGGCCAAGCUCUCUGAUUACAUGAACACCGACAGGAAACGUGAAGUGCUCUCAACGUCUAAAGCGAUCGUGAUGGAAUCCCACGAGGUAGCGGAGCUGGCGAGAAAACUCGCAAACGAGUGCACGGACGUUAGGAUAAAAACUAAUCUUCUUCAAGUCUGCGAGAGAAUCCCUACCAUCAGUGGCCAACUGAAAAUGUUGGCUACAGUCAAAGGAUCGUCGCUUGGACAUCAAGAUUUGAAAGAAGACCAAGAAGACAUGAUAAUGUUGGUUGGAAACGCGCAGAAUCUUAUGUUAAGUGUCCAAGAAGUAGUAAAAGCUGCAGCCAGCGCCUCAGUCAAGAUCGAGUCGCAACGCGGCGGGCCGCGCAUGAGAUGGGUGCGGAAGAACUACUACUAGUGAUUAGUAAUCUACUAGUAAUAGGUACAAUACUUAAUGCCGUAAUAAAUAGCAUUAAACGAAUUUGUAAUAUCGUAAAUACAAUAAGAUGUAAGUAUUUUUAAAGGUCUGAUAGUGCCAUGAAAAAAUAUAUUUUUAUAUGAAUUUAUUGUGACGUGUGAUAAACCAAAGUGAUUGAGGAUUAUUCAUAUUUUAAAUAAAUUUUAUUUUGAUAUUAA
Ostrinia nubilalis (European corn borer) is the source of this 1466-nucleotide messenger RNA. Its product is annotated as vinculin-like. The record is from RefSeq and is a predicted model, not a curated record. Gene Ontology annotation, cellular component: cytoskeleton; plasma membrane; cytoplasm. Bases 1 to 1248 code for a protein of 415 amino acids. Gene Ontology annotation, biological process: cell adhesion. The transcript is spliced from 12 exons. Gene Ontology annotation, molecular function: actin filament binding; beta-catenin binding; alpha-catenin binding. NCBI's taxonomy places the organism in Eukaryota, Metazoa, Arthropoda, Insecta, Lepidoptera, Crambidae.